UUCCUCUCCAGAGAAGUUUUCUGAAUACCACUUUAGUUGAGUCUUGAUUGCAGCCAGUUAUACUGGAGACUUCCAGUAUUCAGAUUCGAAAAUUGUGUGAACAAGUUGGUUCGUUAGGCGUGCGGUGUUUUGUGCAAGUUCUGGUGCCGUAUUUAGUAGCAGAACACAAUUUUUCUCAAUGUAACUGAAAAAAAUCAACACAGCAUCUUGAAGAAACCUCCUACAGUUCCUCUGUAGUGGACAGAAAAUCUUCAUUCUGAAUUUAUUUCAGACUAACAAUCCAUCUAAAAUCAAAUAUAAAUUACAAAAUGGCGUCGAUUUCUUCUUGGACCUCCUUAGUGGUGCUAUUCAUCUGUUUGGCAGUUCAAGAUGCGUCCACUGUUAACAAUAAUAACGAAGUGGCUGUUGAGCCUCAUGUUCUUACUGAAUCACCAAUCUGGUUGAAGAAGCCUUGCAGGAGGAAAGACCCCAAUGUCAAUAAAUGUUUGAAAGAAACAUUCCAAGCAAUGUUCCCGUACAUGGCCAAUGGAAUUCCUGAAGUUGGUAUCCCGAGGUUCGAACCUCUCUACAUUGAGAAAAUCGGAAUUUCAAAAGGACAUGGUGCUGUCACCCUGGUGGGAAACUUCAACCAUCUCUAUGCUCAUGGACCAAGCAAUACCACAACCAAAAAUGUCAGACUGGAUUUGGACACCGGAGACCUGGACAUUUCGCUCCUCAUUCCAAUUAUCAAAACAGAAUCCAUGUAUGACUUGAAAGGAAACAUUCUGCUGCUGCCAUUGGUUGGAAUUGGUGAUGCAAAACUUCUUCUCAAAAACGUUACAACCGACGUGUUCAUGAAAGUUAAGUUUCCCAGACUACCGAGUGGUGUCGAAGUGAUGGAAGUCAUCGAUAUGAAGGUCAACUUCAAAAUGAAUUCAUGUCGGGUUCACCUGGAUAACCUCUUCAAUGGAAACAAAGUCCUAGGACACACCGUGAACACAUUUGUCAACAAAAAUGCAUUGGAAAUCGUUGAAGAGCUGAAAGAUAACAUUGGAGAAGCUCUGGCCAUUGUUUUCAAGAAGAUAAUGAAUGACAGUUUUGGUAGAAUUCCAACAAAAUUCUGGCUUCCUGAGGACAGUUAGGCUCUCUGUCGUUUCUAAGUAGAAUAGAAAAAUACAAAAUACUGAAUCUCUCUCUUAUUGAAUUGCAAUCAAGCAUAGUAUGUAUUGUUAAUGUUAGAUGAAUAAUUUCGUAUGAUCUUUGAUUCAGGUAAGCGAAAAGACUGUUUUUGAUUCCUUUGUUACCAUGUUUUCUGAAUAAAUUUUGUUUGUACAAUU
Nilaparvata lugens (brown planthopper) is the source of this 1316-nucleotide messenger RNA. RefSeq names its product protein takeout-like. Bases 309 to 1121 code for a protein of 270 amino acids. NCBI's taxonomy places the organism in Eukaryota, Metazoa, Arthropoda, Insecta, Hemiptera, Delphacidae. The record is from RefSeq and is a predicted model, not a curated record. The transcript has 7 exons.